AUCGUGGCUGACGAUGACAAGAGUGCCAAUGAUGCAUCUACUAUCGACGACCGAAUCUCUUCGUAUACAGCAUCUUUGACAUCAAGCGUUGUAGACUAUCCGGAAGAGUACGGGCGAACCUAUCAUGCUUUCCGAGCAGGAUCAUAUAACUUUCCAAAUGAUGAGAGAGAGAUGGAUCGCUUAGAUUUGACACAUACGAUGAUUGUCAAGACCAUCGGCAACAAGUUCUUCCUCGCCCCCAUCAAGGCUGAGGUGACGCACCGCAUCCUCGACGUCGGAACCGGUACUGGGAUCUGGGCCAUCGAGAUUGCCGACCUCUUUCCGAAUGCCGAGAUUUUUGGAAACGACUUGAGCCCAAUCCAACCAGCAUGGGUGCCGCCAAAUGUCAAGUUCGAGAUUGAUGACGUCGAAAGCGCAUGGGUUGUCAGCAACAAAUACGACUUCAUUUUCACGCGAUACAUGGCGGCAUCUAUCGCAGACUGGCCAAAGCUCGUCAACAGAGUAUACGAAAAUCUUGCGCCAAAGGGCUGGGCCGAGUUCCAAGACAUGAGUGUGCUCUACGCAUGCGAUGACGGAACACUUACGGAGGAGCAUGCAAUCAUGAAUUGGGAUCGACUGUUCAUCGAAGCUUGCAAGAAGCUGGGCCGCGAAGACUCCCCAGGCCCCAAACUGGAGGGCUGGGUUCGCCAAGCGCCGUUCAAGAAUGUUGUCCACCAGCACUUCAAGAUACCUCUGGGUCCUUGGGCUAAGGACGCCCACAAUAAGGAUUUAGGAUGGUGCAACCUCGCUCAAACUCUGGAGGGUCUCGAUGCAUUCACCUUGAAGCUGUUCAUUGGUGUUCUUGGAUGGACUAGGGAGGAGGUGGUGGUGCUGUUGGCCCAGGUUCGCCAAGAGUUGAAGAGCGGUGCAUUCCACGCAUAUCUAAACUAUCACGUUGUCUAUGGACAGAAAAUUGAGGAUGAGGAAGGAAAGGCUACGGAGAACUGA
Colletotrichum phormii is the source of this 987-nucleotide messenger RNA. RefSeq names its product TAM domain methyltransferase. The transcript has 9 exons. The record is from RefSeq and is a predicted model, not a curated record. Lineage: Eukaryota; Fungi; Ascomycota; Sordariomycetes; Glomerellales; Glomerellaceae. The annotation marks the transcript as partial.